This is a messenger RNA of Penicillium odoratum, 1482 nucleotides long. RefSeq names its product M20 family metallo-hydrolase. Lineage: Eukaryota; Fungi; Ascomycota; Eurotiomycetes; Eurotiales; Aspergillaceae. The transcript has 3 exons. The coding region runs from base 1 to 1482 and encodes 493 amino acids. Gene Ontology annotation, molecular function: hydrolase activity, acting on carbon-nitrogen (but not peptide) bonds, in linear amidines. The record is from RefSeq and is a predicted model, not a curated record.
AUGGUUGCUGUGCAAUUACGUACGACCUGGAGAACAUUUCGACUCGGAUCAACUAAGAAACCGUUUCCCCCGCAUCUCUACAAGCCAUUUUCAACAACAGUAUAUCGCACCAUGUUGACGACACAAUUAUCUGAAGCUGAGGUGUCAGCACUGAGAGCCAACAAGGAAAGACUUGCGAAUGAUCUCCAUGAGUCAUGUCAAUGGGGAUUCGGGAUUCGCUGGGGCGAGGGAUCGACCGAUACCGGAAUGCAGCGUCUCGCCUUAUCUGAAGAAGACAAGAGCGUCCGGGAUUGGUUUAUCAAAACUAUGAAAGACCUCAAAUGUCAGAUUACCAUUGACGAGAUGGGCAACAUAUUCGCAGUUCGUCCCGGUCGAAGGACAGAUGUUCCCCCUACUUUCAUUGGCAGUCACUUGGAUACACAGCCCACGGGAGGACGAUAUGAUGGAAUCCUUGGGGUGCUGUCCGGCGUAGAAGCGAUCAAGAGGAUGGACGAAUUGGGCCUGGAAACCGAAGGAGGUGUAGGUGUCGUUAACUGGACCAACGAAGAAGGAGCCCGCUUCCCAGUCAGCAUGAUCGCAUCUGGUGUAUGGGCAGAGUCCAUUCCACUAUCGCGGGCUCACGAGCUCAAGGAAGUACCCACAGUAGCUUCGCUGCCCACAGCUAGCUCAGCCCCAGAAACGAUGAAGAGCGCACUAGAGAAGAUCGGCUAUCUCGGCAGCGUACCAUGCUCGUAUAAAUCUACUCCAAUGGCAGCUCACUUCGAAUUGCAUAUUGAACAAGGCCCGCAUUUGAUUCUCGCUGGCCAACGCGUUGGAGUGGUUACUGCAGUCCAGGCUUUCCGCUGGUUCCGACUGAAUGUCAUCGGACGAGACACGCAUACAGGAACGACGGCAUUCGAACACCGUGCCGACGCAUUGUAUGCAUUUGCUCAAAUGAUGGUGCGUGCACGAGAGGUCGCUGCUUCCAAGGGCUGUCUCGCUAGUGUUGGUAUUGUCGAGGCGAAACCCGGAAGUGUGAAUACUGUUCCCGGGGCAGUUAGCUUCAGCUUGGAUAUUCGUGGGCCUGAAUCUGCUUUAGUGGUCGAGGUCGAGAACCAGCUUCGUAGUGAUUUUGACGCCAUUGCUGCCGCAGAAGGUGCUGGCAUUGGCAAGCCCUGUCGUGUCGAUUGGUCGCUUGAAUUUGACUCGCCUGCGGUGAAUUUCCACAAGGACUGCAUUGAUUGCGUGCAAGAGUCUGCCCAUGCCGUGGUGGCGGAUGCGCCAGUGGCAGACACCAAGUCCUUAGUGCGGCCUAUGAUGAGUGGUGCUGGUCAUGACAGUGUCUUCACCUCAAAGCGGGUGCCAACGAGCAUGAUCUUCGUUCCAUGUAAGGAUGGUCUGAGCCAUCACCCAGAGGAGUUUUGUUCUGCAGACGAUUGUGCAACAGGAGCAUCUGUUAUCCUGCAGGCUGUGGUACGAUAUGAUCGAAGGAGAUUCACCUAG